Messenger RNA from Vespula vulgaris, 1454 nucleotides. RefSeq lists its product as uncharacterized. NCBI's taxonomy places the organism in Eukaryota, Metazoa, Arthropoda, Insecta, Hymenoptera, Vespidae. The record is from RefSeq and is a predicted model, not a curated record. The transcript has 2 exons. Bases 148 to 1002 code for a protein of 284 amino acids.
GGGCGUCUGUCUUAUGGAGAGUAUGUUAUCGUUGAUCGAUCGUAACGAUUGAUAUAACGAAGAUACUGACAUAACAAUAUCAUCACUUUUAUUUCUUUAUUGCUAUCCUAACACAGUGAUGUAUUAUGUGUUAGUGUUUUUAUUAAAAUGGCGAAUAAUAUACAAAAAUUAAUCAAACUUGUAAACAAAAAAUUAAACGAAUAUAAAGCUUUUAACGAUGUGAGUACGAAAUUCGAGAACGUAGUGAAGAAAACACGAGAUCGUCUUACGAACAAUAUCAACAAUUCCACCAUUAUACAACAAUUGCAAAAUGCGUUGAUAGAACCAGAAAAACCAUUGCCACGCAAACUCGUUACUGUGUGGCAAUGGUAUCAACAAUUAAUAGGUCUACAUACAGUGGAAAAAUGCAGAGAGCAAGUACUUUUGAUACAAGAUUGUUUAUACAAGUGUCAAGAAAAGAGACGUUAUUUUCGUCAAGAAGCAUUUGUAAUAAGUAAUAAAAUGAAAGAAAUAUAUGACGAAUUGUUAAGGACAAAGAGAGAUGAUCCAAAAUAUGUAAGUUUAACGAUAAUGGAAAAUAAAAAUCUUCAAGAACAAAGUACAAUUACAGAAAAACUAACUUUACUAGAAGAGGAAGAGAAAGAUCGCUUCGUACAAUUGACAACUGCUAUCAAAGAAUAUCACGACGCGCAAAUAAUGAGUUCUCAAAGGUACAAAUACGUAUCUAUCUUGGCAUCUGUAAUUGCUGCAAUAUUUUCGCUUAUAUGUUCAACGAUAUAUAAUAAUAAAAGAAUAGAUGACAUGAAGGUAGCUAUGUCAAAGGUACAAGAAAAUAAUAAAUCUACCAUUAUUAAAUGUUUUGAUUCUUUGCAAUUACACGUCGACGAAAAAUUAUCAAAAGUAAAUAAAGAGCAAUCGGAAAGUACGUGGUUGAUUAUUGGGAAAUGGAGUGCCUAUAUAAUUUCCUCUAUUUUGGUUCUAAGAAUAUUAAUAGGAUCCUAAAGAAGAUGGGUUUUUGUUAAAGCAUUUCAUUCCAUGGUACUUUUAUUAGGCAUACUCGAUUAUGUCGUGAUAACAAUAACUUCGUUUCUCUUUUUAUUUUAUUAAAUACUUAAUUUUGUAUUUAGAAGAAAUAUCAACAUUUUCAGAACUUUAUAUAGAUUUAACAAAUGAAGCCUGUAUCGGUUGAAAUACUAAUUCAAGAAACUGUUUUAUUUGCAUCCUUUUACAGGUCCUUUUUAUAAUUUGGUAUUAAUAUAUCUUAAGAUUAAUAAACAGGAGUAUAUUUUAACGAUAUAAAGUUUUGUUUAUGUAUAUGGGUGAUUUCCUUAUGUAAUAAAUAAAUUAAAUUGCAAAAUAAGGAUAUGCACAAUACAGAAAUUUUUUUACAAUUGAACUCUUGCUUAUAAUUUAAUCGCAAAUAAAAGUUUUGUAUAAAAUCUCAAAAAAAAAAA